Papilio xuthus (Asian swallowtail) is the source of this 627-nucleotide messenger RNA. RefSeq lists its product as uncharacterized. The transcript has 3 exons. Bases 135 to 581 code for a protein of 148 amino acids. The record is from RefSeq and is a predicted model, not a curated record. NCBI's taxonomy places the organism in Eukaryota, Metazoa, Arthropoda, Insecta, Lepidoptera, Papilionidae.
UGUUAUUAUGCUACAGUUACAAAAUACCAAGAAGUAUAAAAUUUGUCGAUAGAAAAAUAAGAUAUAUUUUUAAUUUUAAUAUAUGGUUACAACACUAACGGAGUGAGAUACAGUACAGUACAACAAACAGUAAUAUGGCACGAAUAAAUUAUUUUAUAAUUUUUACCAGCUUCGAACUAUUUAAAUUGACAUCAGAAACGAUUAUAAAACCUAUAGACGAAAGAGUUCUGACAGCUUUUACGAUAGCCUUUGGCACCGCUAAUGAUUUUUAUGCAAUGUUCCAACAAUGCGUAGAGACUUUUAUGCCGAACGAACACUUUAUAAUGGACAAUUUAUUUGGCUAUGUGAACUACCCAAUGAAAACAACUGUGGGUUCGAGCCCCGAUUUCACAAGUAAUCGAAAAUUCUUCGCAAAUCUGAUCAGUACUCCAGCUUUCAAAGAAAUGUUGGCAAAGGAUACUCGUGAAAUACGUCUGUCGUAUUAUCUGAAGAUGAAAUAUUGCGACGAAGCUGUACUAGAUCAACAAAUACUCAGAGACUUUUACGAUCAUGAAGUAGACCAAACCAAAGUAAGGAAAUAAAGGCGAAAAUAUUGUAUGAAUUAUCGUUAUUAUGAAAAAUAAAAUA